Molecule: messenger RNA, 4689 nt
Organism: Centropristis striata (black sea bass)
Lineage: Eukaryota; Metazoa; Chordata; Actinopteri; Perciformes; Serranidae
Gene: fam20cb
Product: FAM20C golgi associated secretory pathway kinase b
Exons: 11
Coding region: 828-2504 (558 amino acids)
Biological process (GO): protein phosphorylation
Cellular component (GO): Golgi apparatus
Molecular function (GO): protein serine/threonine kinase activity
Source: RefSeq, a predicted model, not a curated record
UCUGCGCACAGUGACGCUGCGCUAAAGGCUGGAUCUAGCCUUGGCUUCAUCAUCAUAUUUAACACACCCACCCAGAUUCACACAUGCUACAAGAGGUGCAUUCUCCUAUCCCGCUUUACUCCUAGAGGUUUGCCUGGCUGGCCCUGCGGGAGGGUCUCCUCUGUCUCCUGUUACCUGUGCAGCGUAUUCUCUCCUCGGGUGAUUAUCGAUGUGACAGAAACUACCUGGAUCGACGAGGUGGAUGACAGCACACGCUACUUUUUCCGGGGACUUUCCCGAAAAGCUUUUAAAAUGUGAAGCGCUUGCACUACCCGUACAUUUCCCCCCACACCGCUGAUCUUCCCCGCACAGGAUCGAGGUUGGACCGAUGCGCGCACUCGAACCUCUUCUUGGACACGCACGGAUCGUUUCUCCCAGCUGCUUUUGGAUCCUACUCACUACUUAUCCGCUACUCGGUAUUUCUUCUGAAAUUAUUUGGUGAUCGUCAGGAACGGGGAGAGAGCAGCGUGAAGAGGAUGUGGCUUGCGCAAAUCGACCGUUGGUCUGAACCGACUCAACGUGUUUUACCUGGACGCUUGCGGAUGAUUUUGCGCUUCUGAAAUCUGGACCCCCGCGCGCCUAAAGCAGGACUCUGAUGUUGAAUACACAAAGGCUGAACACUGAAUCCUUUACUCAAGACGGCAAGUGAAGAUGGGUCCUACGUGUUUAAUGUAUAUUUCAUUAGAUUGGCUUCCAGUCUAAUAAACAUCAUCAGCGAUGUAGUCAGCUUGUUCAUCUGCGUGCUGAUCAUUUGCAGUAAAUACUCACAUCUGCUCAAAAGGGAGACCAUGAAGAUGAUCCUCCUGCGCAAAUUCCGGGUUUUGAUCCUCAUGGUGUUCCUCAUCGCAUGCUCGAUGCACAUAAUGAUAGACUUGUUACCAAAGCUGGAGAGGCACGGCAACAGCGGCUGCUCGUGCUCCCACACGCCGAGCGAGGAGCCUCAGAGCUGGGGGAAGCAGGGCUGGCCUAACAAGCACACGCUGCGGAUCCUCCAGGACUUCAGCAACGAGCCCAGCUCCAAUGUUUCCUCCCACUCCCUGGAAAGGAUCCCGGUUACAGGCGACAAAACACAGGCUCUCAGGAGGCUGGAGCAUCUCGGGCAGCGUGGAGACAGGAAGAGACAAUUCAUCCAGGACGCCACAGUGACCAAAAACAUGCCGGCUAAGGGUUCAAGGUUGUCAGCUCUGUAUGACCACCCGUUAUAUAAAAGAAUCCUGCCACCUCUGACAGAUGAGGACACGCUGUUCAACGUUAACACGGACAUCAGAUUUGACCCAAAAGCUGCAGAGGAUCAGGCAUGGAAUACUGAAGCCAACAUGGAAGAGUUCAGCCCAACAGGGGAGCUGACAGCAGAUUCCUACCCCAACUGGCUGCGCUUCCACAUUGGGAUUAAUCGAUACGAGCUGUACUCCAGACACAACCCGGUCAUUGACGCUCUCCUGAAGGACCUGGUCACCCAGAGGAUCACCAGCGUCGCAAUGAAGUCUGGGGGCACUCAGCUCAAGCUCAUCAUGACUUUCCAGAACUACGGCCAGGCUCUCUUUAAACCCAUGAAGCAGACCAGAGAGCAGGAGACCCCUCCAGACUUCUUCUAUUUCUCUGACUUUGAAAGACACAACGCAGAGAUCGCUGCCUUUCAUCUUGACAAGAUCCUGGACUUCCGUCGUGUCCCUCCUGUGGCUGGCAGACUUGUCAACAUGACGAAAGAGAUCCGGGAUGUCACACGAGACAAAAAGCUCUGGAGGACGUUCUUCAUUUCACCAGCCAACAACGUGUGUUUCUACGGAGAGUGUUCCUACUACUGCUCCACGGAGCACGCUCUGUGCGGCAAACCGGACCAGAUAGAAGGAUCCCUGGCCGCCUUCCUGCCAGACCUGGCGCUCGCAAAACGCAAGACCUGGAGGAACCCGUGGAGGCGCUCGUACCACAAACGCAAGAAGGCAGAAUGGGAGGUGGACCCAGACUACUGCGAGGAAGUCAAACAGACUCCCCCCUACGACAGUGGGACACGACUGCUGGACAUCAUGGACAUGACUGUCUUUGACUUCCUCAUGGGAAACAUGGAUCGCCACCAUUAUGAGACGUUCGAGAAGUUUGGAAAUGAGACUUUUAUCAUCCAUCUGGACAACGGCAGAGGCUUUGGAAAGCACUCCCAUGAUGAGAUAUCUAUCCUGGUUCCGCUGACUCAGUGCUGCAGGAUAAGGAAGUCGACCCACUUGCGCCUGCAGCUGCUGGCUAAGGAAGAAUACAAGCUGUCCAUGCUCAUGGCAGAAUCCCUGGUGAGGGACCGCCUCAGUCCCAUCCUCAUCCAGCCACACCUGGACGCCAUGGACCGGCGACUACGCCAGGUGCUGAAUGUGCUGUCAGAGUGCAUUGAAAAGGAGGGCUACAGUUACGUUGUAGAGGAAGACCUCCAGGGCCACCAAGGGACAGACCACGCCCACACUGGCCCACGACGGAGGUAGCUGUCCGGGGGCGCGGCCAGCUGGAUUAGACUGACCUCUGGAGAUAGGAGAUCGAGUCUUUCUCUUCAAACUGAACUCCUGUAACGCAGAUGAGCUCCAUCUGUACUGAAUUUCUCAGAGGGCUCGAUUUUUUUUGCUGAAAACUUCCAGGGAAGCUCAUCAGCCUGAGGUGAAUAUAAGCUGUGUGGAAGUGGAAGCCUGCUGGAUAGGACUGGACUUUAACAAGCGCGAUGAUUUGAACUGCAGGUGACGUCAAAGACUUGUGGAUGGAUCUGGAGCCGGGUCACAAACUAAACCGAACCACCCCCACAUCACCUAGACUCCUUAAAAUAUCCAACCUUGACUGUAGUGUAGGAUAGUGACACCGCACCGACCCACCACAGCACUACCAAACCAUGAAAGUCUUGCAAGAGACGCCUUCUCUGUCUUGUUCAGGACCCUUCUUUUGAAUUCAGUGAAUUCUGAGGGACUUGUAAAGAACCUCCUGACGCCCCCCUCCCCUCUCUUCACAAGCUGAAUUCUGUGUUUAUACGUAUUGUUGGUAUUGCAAGUGUUUCGGUUGAACUUUCAUGGUGGAGGAGGAAGUGGAGAUUGACUUCCUGUUGUCUUAAUGAUCAAAAUGAUGUUGUAUUAAUUUGAUGAAAAAUGUAUGGAAGCCCUGGGAGGCAAGUGAGAAAAAAAAAUCUGGUGAUCCAUUUUCUAAGUCUGUUCUUAAUAGUUUUUUUCUGUUUAUGACCUAAGAACAGGUGAAAGUGAGGUGAGUUCAGAAAAACAAAAACAAAAAAUUCUGUUAUGAACCCAAACUAAACAGAUUUUGCUGGAUUUUUAUUGCAAUAACAAUAUCGAAAGGAUGCCAACAUAACAAAUAGAUAUGUAAAACUUUUUAUUCUUGCUUUGUCAGGGGUGUCUGCAAAAUGACAAGUAAAAAAAUGUUAUAGCUGUUUCCACAGAUGAAGUAACCUGGGAAAAAAAACCUGACAAAAAAAAAAAAAAAUCUGCCAAAACUUUUAUUCACCCAUUGUCACACCUGAAAAUAGUAACUGAAAAUGUUCCUAGCGAAAAUAAAUUCACACCUGUUUUCACAGAUUUCCCAAAACUGAUUCAGGCAAAGUUUUUUUUUCAAGAUUGAAAAUAAAACUUAGAAAAUGUAUUCUGGUAAAAACUUUUUUCCACCUGUUCUUAAUUAAUUAACAUAGGACAAAAAACAAUUUAGAUCUGUUUCAGAAAAAAAUGGAUCAGCAUAUUUUUUUUCUCUCUUGCCUUUCAGGGCUUCCGUAAAAAUGUUUUAUUGCAAAGUGUCUUUUUUUAAUUGAUUCCUGCUGAACUGUUUCAGCUUCUAUCAUUGGUAUUCAAGAUGGAAAUAUUUGAUUGGAGUGCAGGUUUACUCCUGGAUUUGUCCUUUUAAUUUUGCCCAUAAAUGUUACUUGUACUUGAGAGAGUAUUUAUUAAAAAUCAUAUUUAUUAUUUGAAAUGAACACUAAUUUCCAUCACAGUGGUGUACUUCCUCAUUUGUCCAAAAGAGGGCAAACUGAGCAUGUGCAAAAAGUAGCUGCCAGGUCCGUGCCUCUCAGUAACCCUCUCCACGUUUCACCCAUUCAUAGUAUGACGUUGGUUUGAAGCCACCACAAGUAUUGGUUACAUUUUAAUGCGUUUACAACUACUGUUUCUGUUUUAUUCUUUCAGAGGUUAGAGUUAUGGUACCAAAAGCCAAAUGUGACACUUAUAGUUUUAUAUUAUUGUUUCUUUGUAAUAUAUUUGAUGUCCAGAUGUUGCUGUUGUGGAGAGAUUAUUUUUCAGGAUGUAUAUUUCAUUCAUUACCAACAGCUGAUAGCUUUUGGUGUCGACGAUUCAGUCGCUGGCUGAAAGUUAAUAUAUACAGUAGGAAAUUCUAGUGCCUGUGCAAUGAUAGAAAUACUUGAAUGUCUGGUUUCAUAGCAGAAAGGUUUCAACUCCUCCCGGGUACGAGCUCUAGGUAAGUUACGGAGGUCUACAUAUAUGUGUGUGUGCUGGCUCCAUCUGUUCCAUACGGUUUUAUUCUACAGUUUCCAUAGUCCUGUGUCAGGUCAGUACGGUGUGUAUGGACGUGUGGGUGGAUCCAUGGAGAACCUUAAGAUGACGUGUUCUUAACGUGAAAAUGCUUCUUUUUUUAUUCAACUCAUUGUUUCUGUGGAUUUUCUUUUUCAUU